Messenger RNA from Arachis ipaensis, 940 nucleotides. NCBI's taxonomy places the organism in Eukaryota, Viridiplantae, Streptophyta, Magnoliopsida, Fabales, Fabaceae. The record is from RefSeq and is a predicted model, not a curated record.
UGAACCAGGACAUCAUAAAAAAUUAAUGAAGAAUAGAUAAUUAGGAAAUACUGAAACUCAAGAAUUCUGUUCAAACUGGCAAGCUGAGAUGCUAUUAUGCUUGGUUUAGUAACUUGUUCUUGCCAUUCAGGUCUCAACUACCUCAAAAGCAGUCCCAAAUCAUUUGCAAUAACAGUGAUCUAUGCUUCAUAAACUACUCAAAUUAUCAAAAUCAGAAACAUGAAUCGAACUAUUCAGAAUCUAGGAGAGGCAUACCAAUUUCAAGAAACGCAUAAUUGGCACAAUUUAUCAAGCAUACCAAUAAUAAAUAUUCAAUCAUCUACUUAUUUAGUUAAUUCAAUUCAUCUAUUUUUUUGUUAAAAACAAAGAUGAAAAAAUUAUUUUUUCUAUAACAAAAGAUUGGUCAUAAUCAAGGUCCAUAUUCAUGUGAGAACUUGUGUAAAUAUUUUCAGUUGUGACCAAUGAUUAAUUUGAUGAAACUAAAAGACUAUGGUUCAACAACUUCAGGGGCUUGAUUUGCAUAUUUCAGAAAUUGAACAACUGUGCACAGAAUUUUCCUCAACAAUUGUGAUACUUGAUCACUUGGCCUUCUGCAAACCACCACUAACUGAUCAAGAACAGCUUAUCUUUUCUAGGCUCUUAAAUCUAUCUAGAUUCCCUCAAAUGUAUGUGAAAUUUAGUGCUCUUUUCAGAGUUUCAAGAGAAAAACACCCUUAUCUGGAUUUGUCAACUCUCUUGUCUCAAAUUGUCUCUAGCUUUGGUGCUAACUGUGUAAUGUGGGGCAGUGAUUUUCCAUUUGUUGUUCCUGAAUGUGGUUACAAAGAGGCCAAAGAAGCUGUCAAUCUAAUUGCCAAUAAGGCAUCUCUUUCUCCAACUGAUUUGGAGUGGAUCAUGGGGAAAACAGCCACACAACUGUUCCAAAGCCACUCAGCAUCUUAAA